AUGGAGACACCUGUCACUUGGCCCGAGGGUUACUACCCUCAAGACGCAGUCGUCUCCCAACAAACAGCCGAACGCAUGCACGCCUCAACCGUCGCUGUCUCCUCUUCUUUCUCUUCCACCACGAUACCCGUAGCAAGGUCGCCUUCUCCUUAUCUUGCUACCAACACCAAUAUCACAGCUCUCACAGCAGGAACAGGGUCAAUACCAACAGCGACAAGCCCAGCUCGCACAAAGGUCCAACUGUCCAAAACCUUUCGCCCCGCUCCCAUCUCUGCUCCCUCUCCAACUUCAACAGCACCACCGACCUUCACACCUUCAUCCUCUACCCGGAAACCCAUCAAGUCUGCAUUGCCAAACUCUAGAGACGACCUCGAGUUCUGGGCCUCACUCUAUGCUCAACACCCCGUCAUCACCCAGCAGCGACAUGAACCAGCAGCCCUCUCACCACCACGGACCGUCAACAAGAAUUGCGGACCCUUUGUCAAAAUCUGGCAGGUGUUGAGAAAGACUCAUUUGAAAGAAGGAGAAGAGAGGGAUGAUCGCUCGGGCCGCUUCCGCUUUGAAACACUAGCUCCUGAAGAGAUACCGACCACGACCACAGCGACAAAGAUCUCGCCCAGCACAAGUUCCUUCUCGGUUGUCAUCUUUUUCACCGUCGAGGAAGGAGAGCAAAAGGAUAGUCAACAGAAAAAGUUUGGAUCUGGAUCUCGAAACUCGAAACGGUGGUCGUUGCCUCCGACCUUGCAGUUGUGGUGUGUCGAGUCGGCGAGGAACAGGAACAGGAUGCUGUUCAACCAAAAGGAACUCAUGGGCUCCUUUGUCCCCAACGCACUCAGCUUCCACCCGGACUCAAACGGACACGAUGUUUCAGCACCACUCUAUAUCUACGAGACGCAGACCUUGGGCUUGGAUGCUGUCAGCCAAGAAGGACCAAUGGUAUUGGAGUUGAAGCUGCAAAGCACCGAGGGAGCCAUCUAUUCUGACUUUUUCUACUUGUUUGUUCAGGAGAAGGAGGGUUUAGUAGGUGUUGGCAACGGCAAUUUUAUUGAGACAACGGUGAUGACCCCGCGAUCGCAAGGCAUAAAGCCUAGGAGCCUCGGCAGCAACGGUUCUGCAGGAGGUGAAAACAGACGGAGAUUGGUGGCUGGUGUCCAUAACAACGACAGCGCGGGAUCUUCGAUUGGUUCGCAUGAGAAUGAGCAUCACAAGGACCGAGGCGAAUGGGACAUGACCGAGGAUGAGCUUGACGAGGAGGAGGAAGAGGAGGAAGAAGAGGAGGCAGAGGACGACGACUUUGAGGAGAAGCCGAAUGGCAUCAAUGAUAAGAAAAAGUCGCAAGGUGGAGUAAGAGGAAGUGGUGGACCAGUGGAACCAGAUGCAGGAGAACAUCUCAUGCAGGCGACAUCUCAAUUCUUUUCCAAGAUGGGGUAUUGGCUGUACAACUCAAGGGUGGUGCAGUACAUUGCACGGGAUGAGCGGACAAGGAUCAAGACCGCCUUCCAGCCAGAGGACAUCUGGAUGCUCGGCAUCUGCUACAGUCUCCAACUACAACUCGACAACAACAAUACCAGUACUCUAAAACCUGUCGUUCAGGAACCUGUCGAGGAAGAAACGGAGGAUCACCACGACCAUACGGCAACAGAGGACAAUGCGUUGGUAACAGCAGCCUCGCAGGCUUCGAUACUGGUAAACGGUGGUGAAACUACACCUUCGGAAGGACCUGGACCCCACCGAUCCAUGUCUCUGACCAAGUUUACGACAACAACCCCAGACCGCUCACCUGCAACAUCUUCCAUCUCAUGCCAUGAAGCACAAUCACAUUCGCAUUCACGGGCUACAAUGACCGAUAAGGUUUCGGACACAGCAGCAGCAACACCAGCAGCGAGCACGUUGGACCAGCACGGUGCAGAAACUAACCCCUUGCCAUCACCCGCAGCCUCACCUAGUACAAAGCGAUCUUCGAAGCUAGCCUCGAGGUUUUCGAAGCUGAGUCUGGGGUCUGAGAGUUCUUUGGCCAAGGAGGCAGCGCGUCAAGGUCGCUCAUCUCCAGAUGCUGGCAAGGGAGACGCCGAGAAGACCGACUCCACAAGGACCGAGCCGACUCCCAGCCCUCGCAAGCCAGGAAAGCGCAGGAUGACUAUUUCGGGACUCUUUUCGUGGGACUCUUCCUCCUCUGACUCCAAGAAUUCUGUUCCACCACUGCCUACACUUCCUACCAGCAACAGUGUGUCAGCCCUCAAGAACUUGGUUCGACCCUCCGGCGCUAAAACUCAGCAAUCAGCAAGCGCAACUUUCCCUAGUACCUCGACAAAAGUAUCGCCACAGUCAACAAUCUUCAUGGACCCGGAAUCUCUGGAGGAUGAUGACUUUGCUAAUGUCGAAUACCCACCCGAACUUGUAGGACGACAAUCUACCUCUGGCUCUUCCUCAGCCUUGGGAUCUAUACCUGAACGCCGGUCCGUGCAUGCCACAUCUGAGGCGCAGACACUGGAGACAAGAAUGACACCAACACCACCACUACGAUUGUCAUCGUCGCAAUCUUCAAGAGAGCUGGAGGCGCCUGAUGCGGCGGCAGGACCCAAGAGGGAAAGGAGGCGCAAGACUAGUCAGAUGGUGGUGCAGGGACCGACGGAUCUGCAGUGCACGGACCAGCAACAGCAAUACCCGACCACUCAGGGAUCACCAUCAAUUUCGGAUAAUGUCUCAGGUUCCAUCACUUCUCGCACGAGCCAAUCGAGCGGUAACAGUAGUAGGCGGCAGAGCAGUGUGCCGCCCUCUACAUCGACGCCUUCCAAAGGGCGACCCAGGACGGCCACCUCUUCCAUCCCUUCUGUACCAUCAGCGUCGUCACCUUCACUACUUCCCGCGACACCUCCAGCUAGCAGUAAUAGUUCUUCAGGAUCGGCCAUUCGUCGUUCAUGGAGAUCUCUCUCGUUAUCUUUGGCUUCAGCGAAAUCGGCCCUACCACUUGUGUCCUCAUCCAGUUUCAGUCUUCGAUCUCCUAAGUUGCCACCUCACCUCAACGAAGCCAUGAUGCGCCGAGACUGUGGCGAAUUCGGAAGCGAGGAGGACUACUUUGCCAAUGCCUUCAACGUCCCUGGUUCUGUUACCCUCCCACCCGGAGUAACAGCCUCACUCGCCCUACUCCGGACCAACCCCUCAUCCACCACCAGCACCCUCACACCAGAGCAAGCAACCCUCAGCCUCUUCAUGAUGGACUUUCAAUCCCGACUAUGGUUCACAUACCGCAAGGACCUGGAACGGAUUGAACCUUCUUUUUACACCUGCGACUCUGGUUGGGGAUGUAUGAUGCGAACAGGACAAAGUCUGCUGGCUCAGGCGUUUGUCCAGGUGUUGAUGGGUCGCGAAUGGAGGGUUCAUCAUCAUGACCAACCUCUGCCGACGCAACGACGUCAGGGGAGGAGGUACAAGGAGAUUGUGAGUUGGUUUGUGGAUGAGGCUGAGAGGCCGUAUAGUAUUCAUCGGAUUGCGAAGCAGGGAUUAGCGUUGGAUAAGCGGAUUGGGGAGUGGUUUGGACCCUCCACCGUCGCCCAUGCCCUCAAGCGCCUUACAAAAUCGCACUAUGAUUGCCCGCUGAAGGUCAUAGUCCCAAUGGACGGAACCGUCCGCGUCUCGGCAGUUCUCCGUGCCGCCUCAUCUCACUACACAUCCCAUCUUUCAACCACAGCAGUCUCAUCAACCUCUCCCUCACCUUCCCCAGACCCUAUCCUGAGACCUACGCCUACACUGUUGCAGACGCAGGCUUGGAGACCUGUGCUGCUGUUGAUCCCCGCCCGCUAUGGCCUGGACAAGGUCACAGGGAAGUACAUCGCCAAUUUGAAGCAGCUCUUUCGGAUGCCCCAGUUCUUGGGUAUCGCCGGCGGGCGACCUAAUCGAUCGCUUUACUUUGUUGCUUCUCAAGGAGAUGAGCUGUUCUACUAUGACCCGCAUUUCGUGAAGCAGCGCGUAACACCUGAAGAACUGGACUCAUACCCCAUGCCCAGCUUCCACUGCCCAGUUGUAAGGACAAUGCACAUCUCAGAACUUGACCCCUCCAUGCUGCUUGGGUUCUUAAUCCAGUCUAGGGAUGAGUUGGAUGAUUUGAGAGUUCGGUUGGAUCGGGAUAUGGUCGAGGCUUCGUACCCGCUGCUCACAUUCGUUGAUGAUUCUGACGCUUCUGCAUUUGCUUUGUGA
This is a messenger RNA of Linnemannia hyalina, 4194 nucleotides long. The record is from the annotation of a GenBank genome assembly. Lineage: Eukaryota; Fungi; Mortierellomycota; Mortierellomycetes; Mortierellales; Mortierellaceae.